Molecule: messenger RNA, 2359 nt
Organism: Labeo rohita (rohu)
Lineage: Eukaryota; Metazoa; Chordata; Actinopteri; Cypriniformes; Cyprinidae
Gene: rbck1
Product: RanBP-type and C3HC4-type zinc finger containing 1
Exons: 13
Coding region: 182-1705 (507 amino acids)
Biological process (GO): proteasome-mediated ubiquitin-dependent protein catabolic process; positive regulation of canonical NF-kappaB signal transduction; protein linear polyubiquitination
Cellular component (GO): LUBAC complex
Molecular function (GO): ubiquitin-protein transferase activity; ubiquitin binding
Source: RefSeq, a predicted model, not a curated record
GAAACUUUCCUGACUGGAACUUCCUGAAGCAGCUUCGUUUCACUUUUCAUUUCUGUGAACUCAAAACCCCGAUUUUGAGAGCAGCACGUAUGUUUUGAUCAACACGGUGUCGUUUAAAAACAAAGACAACACGAAGAGUGUUUAAAUACUGCUGUCCUAUGGUUGCUUUCAAGGAUAAAGUAUGACUGCCCUAGAUGCCUCAAGAAAUAUUACAGAAGGGGAGGAUGCAGCUCGAUUGCUGAGUGACGCCAUCAACUCUAGAGACAAAGAUGAAGCGACCAAAUACCUGAAUCAACUUCUGGAUCUGAAACUCCCAGUGUGUGUCAAAUUAAAUCCUGAUGCGUACUCUAAAGACAGCAUCAGGUUGAGGGUAGGAGUGGCGGACGCCGUGUCAGAUGCCCACAUACCAAUAACUGUGAUGGUACCACUUUACAUGACAAUAUCAGAACUGAAAGAAAAGAUCAGUAAUGACUAUGGCUUUCACCCAAGCCUCCAGCGCUGGGUGAUCGGGAGGCGUCUCGCCCAGGACAAAGACACCCUGUUUCAUUACGGGGUCAAAGACCACGACGAUUCAGCCUUCCUCUUCAUCCUCUCUGCACAGGCUGCCAAUCUGAGCCGCGAACAAGAGAGAAAAGAGAAAGAGGACAGACGGAUCGAUGAUAUAAUUGAAAUCAUUGAUCGCCCACCUCAUCGCCCACCAGAGCUUGUUGCCAGAGGAGCUAGUCGGCCUCCUCUACCUCCCAAACCUCAGUCAGUGGGUUGGUCUUGUCCUGGGUGCACGUUUCUGAAUAAACCGACACGUCCGGGUUGUGAGAUGUGCGGCACAGAAAGACCUGACAACUAUGUAGUGCCUGACAUGUACCAGCCGGACGAGGCAGAAACCAGGAGACUCCAGCAGGAGGAACUCGCCAGCCUGCAGUACGAGCAGUCUUUAAAUGAUGAACGGGAAAGGAAUUUCCAACAACUCCUUGAAACGGAUGCCCACAGUCUGGUGGCGAACGUGGUUGAACUGGAAUGCGCCAUCUGCUUUUGCAACAUCAUGCCAGGAGAGGGCGCUGUGCUGAGAGAGUGCCUGCAUAGCUUCUGCAGGGAGUGUCUGAAGGAAACGGUUCUUAACUGCAUGGAUGCCGAGGUGGCUUGUCCUCAUAGAGACGAUGCUUAUUCCUGUAACUGCAAACUUCAAGAUCGAGAAAUCAAAUCACUUCUCUCUCAGGACGAGUACCAGAAGUUUCUAGAGCUGAGGCUGAACAUCGCAGAGUCCCGCAGUGAGAACAGUUAUCACUGCAAGACGCCCGACUGCGCCGGCUGGUGCAUCUUUGAAGAUGAUGUGAACGAAUUCACAUGUGAUAUCUGCAACGAGACCAACUGCAUCCUCUGCAAGGCUAUUCAUAAGGGAAUGAACUGCAAGGAGUACCAGGACGACCUCCGUAUACGAGCGCAGAAUGAUGACGCAGCCCGACAGACCACACAGAUGCUGGAUCAACUCCUAAAGAACGGCGAGGCGAUGAACUGUCCUAAAUGUCAGGUGAUCGUCCAGAAGAAAGACGGCUGUGACUGGAUCUGUUGUCUGAUGUGUAAAACCGAGAUCUGCUGGGUGACUAAACAAGCCCGAUGGGGACCUCAGGGUGCUGGAGACAUAUCAGGCGGUUGCAAAUGUCGAGUCAACGGAGUCCUCUGCCAUCCGCGUUGCCAGAACUGCCACUGAACACCAGCGGUCUUGCUAAUUUAACAAGCAAAAACCUCCGCUACAGAAACAAAACACUCACCAAACUCCUUAAAAUAAACGUACAGUUUGCGAUUAUAGCUUUAAAACGUUCGCUCGGUCUAGUCAUAUCACUGGCACAUUCUUCCAGAUAUAGUUCAUACUUAAUAGAGAUGUUUCAGGACUAAAGAUUAAGAACGUGUUUACAAAAUCAAAAUAUGUAGUUUCAUGGGAUAGUAUGAACUGAAGAAAAAGUUACUUUUUAAAAAAAAAAUAUGUGAAAUGGUCUUAAAUCACUACUAUUUUCUGGCAAACUGAUGCUCUGGGACUUUGUGCAAUGAUAUUGUAAGUGGACAGCAUUAUUGUGUUUUUUAAGGCAAUCUUUGUCUAGAAUCCAAAGAUUUUUGUCGUAAGAUCAUAGCAAAAUAUGCAAUAUGGAAAAAUGAAGGAGUAAAUCAUAUUAAAGAUGAAAAUGUUAAAUAUUAAUUUAAAUGCAGAUAAAUAGAAUAAAGUAAUUAAGAUGCAUAGUGUUUUUUUGUAAUAUACAGAAAAUGCAUAAUUCUGAUAAUUACUUACAAUCAAAAAUGAUAUAAUAAUUAGACUACAUGUUUUUCCCCAUAUUGCAUUUUUUAACAUGUAAAAACAUUUUCAUUCUGU